AUGUUUAUAGCGUUUUCUUCAAAUUUGCUUCCAAAGAGAUGAGCUUUGAAAUAGAGAAUGAGGUCUAUUUCAAAACAGAAAUGCUUGAAAGAAGCUAGAAACAUCAUAAAUUUUAUCAAUAAAAUACAAGAAAAUAGCUCUAAAUAAAUUUUAAUUUGGCAUGACAACAUAUUUAGUUUGUUAAAUUAUAAUAAAAUGGAAUCAGCAUACUAAUCUCAAAUAAACAAAAAGUAAAAGAAGAAAGAUCUUGCUUUCUUAAGAAGCAUGGAGCCAUGAAAAAGAAGUUUUUGAUGCACUUUAACGGUCUUAAUAGAUUUAAAUUUAAUAGUCUACCCAAAUGCAUUGCUCCUUGCUUCUUUCAACCAUUCAGCCUUGGAAUUGGGUCUCGCCCCCUAUUUCAAAUCUCAUACUUUCAAAGCAAAUGUGAAGAAAACGCUAUAGCAGAUUUCAAAAAAGCUUCAAAAGCAUCAAUAUUAAGAAGCUAAAUAUCGUCGCAUGUGGAUCGAUUGCAAUAAUGUUUCUAGCUGACCGAUUUUACCAUAAAACUUAUUUUCCUACUCUUCUCUCGAAACUCCCUAAUAUCCCAAAUCCGGAACGAAUUAAUUUCAAAACGCUUGACAAGGAUGAGGAAACUAUAAACGAUUUAGAGAUCCACUACUAUUAA
Messenger RNA from Blepharisma stoltei, 664 nucleotides. NCBI's taxonomy places the organism in Eukaryota, Ciliophora, Heterotrichea, Heterotrichida, Blepharismidae. The record is from the annotation of a GenBank genome assembly.